Molecule: messenger RNA, 1392 nt
Organism: Carassius carassius (crucian carp)
Lineage: Eukaryota; Metazoa; Chordata; Actinopteri; Cypriniformes; Cyprinidae
Product: synaptogyrin-3-like
Exons: 4
Coding region: 62-763 (233 amino acids)
Cellular component (GO): synaptic vesicle membrane; neuromuscular junction
Source: RefSeq, a predicted model, not a curated record
UCAGCUCUCCUCUCCUCUCCGCUCUGUAUCGCACAGCAGCAGCAGCAGCGCCUCUGGGAGGAUGGAUGGAGCGGGCUCGUUCGGAGCGGGCCGAGCCGGUUCGGCCUUUGAUCUGAUUGCGUUCAUCAAACAACCACAGACAACCCUAAGAGUCCUGGCGUGGAUCUUCUCCAUGGUGGUCUUUGCUUCUAUAAUAAAUGAGGGUUAUGUGAAUAUGGGCAGUGAGCGCCUGCACUGUGUCUUUAAUAAGAACGCAGACGCCUGUAACUACGGCAUCACUAUAGGAAUUGUGGCUUUCUUAGCCUGUGUCUCCUUCCUGGCCCUGGACGUCUACUUCCCCCAGAUCAGCAGUGUUAAAAACAGAAAGAGAGCAGUGCUGUUGGAGAUGGUUUUUUCAGGUUUCUGGACAUUCAUUUGGUUUGUAGGAUUCUGCUUUUUGGCCAGUCAGUGGAGUCGUACUUCCCCUAAGGAGCUGCCGCUGGAGCAGGCGUCAGACGCGGCACGAGCAGCUAUCGCCUUCUCUUUCUUCUCCAUCCUUACCUGGGCGGGCCUUACGGUGUGCGCCGUUCAGAGGUUCCUGCUCGGUACUGACAUGACACUGUUCACCACUGAGCACAUGGCCACCCAUCCGCCCAAGCAGCCGUACCCCUCCAACGAUGUCAUUGGUCAGACCACCAUCCCCGUCAACGCUUACCAGAGUACACCGCUCAUCGAAACCGUGGAGACCCGCCCCCCUGGAUACAAGAUCCCGCCUGCAUUUUAAUCCACAACCAAUCAGAAGGCAAGGAAUAUAGCAGCGCUAAAGGACUGAGUAUAGUCUGCCGUCAAUGUUAGCUAAAUGUAUCGUAUCGUAUUGCAUUUUAGUAACAGGGUGGUGAGGAGAUGAUGCUCACCUUCUGUAGUCUGCACUAUAAUACAGUCUGAUAAUGUAUCUCACUUCAACCUCAGCAAAGAUGGAUGUUUUGGGUUGAUUGUGGUUGCCUGCCCUACACAAAUUUUUUACAUUCGGCUACAAAUAAUUGUCAAAAUCACCAUGGACGAUUUAUUUAGUAAUUAUUGUUUAAUUAAAGAAAUUAAAAAUAAUUAAAGGUGCACUAAGUAUUGGCUCUUGCAUCAUUUAAAAGACAAAGUUUUUGCUGAGUAAAUAAUGACAGAAUUUAAUGACUAAAAUUCAGAAAAAGCUUAUCUAAAUGAUUACUUUUUUUUUUGCCAGUUUAAUGAAUUGAAAUUAUGUGAUUGAAGUAAAAUCAAUCAAAUAAAAUAUAUAUAUCUUACAUGAAAACCUUAAAAAAACAGGAGUUUUAGACCACUAAUAUGAGGCGGAGUCAUAUUUCAUAUCUAAAAUUUACAACAUAUUUUACAAAAGUACUAUUCGUUUCUUUCAGGGUAAAA